This is a messenger RNA of Gordionus sp. m RMFG-2023, 2377 nucleotides long. RefSeq lists its product as uncharacterized. The coding region runs from base 316 to 1881 and encodes 521 amino acids. The record is from RefSeq and is a predicted model, not a curated record. The transcript has 7 exons. NCBI's taxonomy places the organism in Eukaryota, Metazoa, Nematomorpha, Gordioida, Chordodea, Parachordodidae.
AAUUUGUUCCAUCUAUCUUGGCUAAAUAUAAUUUCAAAUUUCCUAUAAAAAUUUCUAAAAAAAAAAUAUAAGAAUAUAUUCGCUAUUCGUUAGAAAGAAAAAAACAAAAUUAAUAUCGCUUUCUCUAUUUAUAUAGUAUUAAAGGAUUCUUCGACCUGUAUUCAGGUGAAUUCCACAUAAAUCAACAUUAAAUACGACCCCCAGAAUUCAAAUUUUGUAUAUUGGCACACUAUAACUACGAGAGAAAAAAAAAUGAAAUUUUACUUCCUAACUUCGCUUACUAACUAAGAUGUGGGGGAUUUAAAGAGCGGAAAAAUGAAAUCCAGGCUGGGGCUGUGCAAAUGGUGUCAUCUUGAGAUGACAUCUUCUGAUGAUGAUGAUAAGUUUGAAAUAAGGCGCAUAAAGGUGGAGGAGGUAAAUGCGAUGCCGGAAUGGAUUUACAAGGAAGUCGGUUGGACUGCCAAUGAUUCCAAAUUCCUCAAACUGUGUUAUGAUCUAGAUCCUCAAGGCUGGUUUGUGGCUGUCACCCCUAGAGAAGGCAUUAUUGGAAACGUAUUGAGUGUCAACUUAAGCGAUCAAUAUUCCUUCGCUGGUUUGUACAUAGUCUCCAAGAACCAUAGGUCCAAAGGAAUAGGCAAGAAACUAUGGAACACCAUGUUAGGCCAUGUGGCUCAUAGAUGUUUAGGUAUCAAUUCCGUCAAAGGAAGAGUUUUCUCCAACCUUAAAAUGGGAAUGACAUCACCUUUAUUCAAAAUUUCCACAUUCAACGGUUCCUUAAAACGCAACGAUCCUAUGCUUCAUAAGUUCUUUAAAAGCCCGGGUAACGAUAAACUCAUCGACGAUCUCACCCUUCUACCUGCAAUAAAUGGAACGACAUGUAAUCUUAAUCAGUGCAAUUCUAAAGGUUAUAGACACGAUCGUGAAUGCAAUAUAAUUGACUCCAAAAAGCCUCAGAGUUAUCGAACGAUACAAACGGACCUCGAUAAUAAUUACCUGAUAGACGAUGAGAUAGAUAUAAAGGAAACCACGAGAGCUGGUGGUAUUGACAGUACCCAACCGACUCCCCUGGAUGAUAAACGAUUUUUAAAAGAUUCCUUCUACAAUAGCCUGAAUACUAGGAGUGGAGAUUUAGCUAGAUAUAACCAUGAAGUGAAAUUACCAAGUAAAGCUGGUAAUAUAAAUGUGGUAUUUAUGGAUGGUGUAGAUAUCAAUUUAGCAAAUUUACGCGAUUACGACACGGCCAUUCACGGAGGUCUAUCCAGGGAAAAAUUAUUAAAGACUUUUAUACAGUUAUCUGCAGAGAAUGAAAUGACAUAUAAAGUAAGAUGUAUAGUAGCUAUCAAACGCUGCUCCGAAAUGGAGAUAUGUGGAUAUGGAAUUAUACGACCUAGAGGAAUUUCUUCUACCACUCUAAAUAACGAGACCUUUACUUCCCUUAGCACUAAGAAUUCAACACAUAUAUCUUCGGAACAUUACAUGAUAAUAGGUCCGCUCUACGCUGAUUGUCCAGAAAUCGCUCGUACAUUACUAAAGGCUCUAUUAGAUUCCAUCCCUGCUGAGUGGGAAAUUAAUGUCGAGUUAACUAUUCCUUUGAAGGUGGAACCUGGAGCCAUGGAUUUGAACAAUCUUGACCCAAAUUUUUUAUACAUGGCUGCUAAAAAAGAAUUGGGACUUAUCAAAGAAGAAGACUGUUACAGAAUGUACCAGAAUAACAUUCUGGAAACACUAAAUGGGUUACAAGAAAAUGUCAAGGAAGACAAACAGAUUGGAAGUAAUAUUGAGGAAAAUCAUGUUGACGAAAAACAAAACUGCAUUCCUAUUCCUCAUAUUCUAACGGAAAAAAUUUAUUCUUUCGUGAGUUCAGAUAUGUUUCUAGAUUAAACUAAAUUAUAUAUAUCUCUAAUAUUAAAAAAUAAAAGUUUUAAUGAUAAAAAAACGAUCUAUAUUCAAUAUGGAAAACAUUUAUAAUAUAUUGUACAUCAUUAUAGCUGUUCUGCUUAAUAUAAAAUAUUAAAUUUGUGAUAAAAUAUUUACUACAUUAUACACUUUUUAAUGGCAAUUUAGAAUUAUUUUUUUGUACCAAGUAAUAUUUAUUUUUAAAUUAGCUCAAUAUUUAUAAAUAUUGACCCUGAGUAUUUCAAAUAUUAUUAUUGUAAUUUAUUUUUAAUAGCCAUUUUACUUUCUUUUUUUUAGAAAACCUCACGAAAAAGCAACAACGAUUUUUUAUUCUGUAUCGAUAUUUAUUUUAUGAUAUUUUAAAUUUAUAAAUUUGUAACUAUAGAAAUUUUUUUAAACAUUCUAUCUUAACACCUUUAGUCAUAUUAAAUAAAAAUUUGGUGGUUCAGUUUUAAAAAUUUAUAGUAUAUUUAUUGUUAUA